CCACAAAUGAAGCACAAACAUCUCGACACCCAUCCCGCAACCACCGCAAAAACAUAUUGACACAUACAUUCGUGACAUCCCUCAAAAAUACCGCUUCCAGCCCCUCUCCCGCUUCACCAUAUCCCCUCUCAACCCAGCAUUGCCUGCACGCCUCUCAAGAGGCCGUCUGCCUCUCAGCCCCCUCAGCCCCGUGUCCACCCUCGGCUUGGCAUCCCUCACCGCCCCUCCCGCCCACUUGCCCCGCCAUGUCCGCUCCUCCUGCCGCCUGAGCUCCUCGACGGUUGGGAUGGCCGCCUUGCCCAGCGACUUGACCCAGGCCCGCCGCCCUGGCUGGAGGUAGUGGAAGAGCCCGACGAGGUCCUUCUCACCGCCCUCCAGUGUCCCCCUGUCCUCUGCCGCUGGGGAGGUCAUGCGAUAGGCCAUAUCGCCGAGGACGUUGAUGGUGUGGGGCAGCCAGGUGCUGAGGGCUGGCUCAUGCUGGCGGUCCUGGAGGAGGCUGCCCGCCCGCUGUCUGCUGCUGUCGGUGAGGACUGGGCCGGCCUUGCUGAAGUACCUCUGGUGGUGGCGGCUCCAGCUGAGGCUGCGCAGCAUAUCGAAGCUGUGCCACUUCUGCUUGAGCUGCUCCUUGUCCAGGUCGCUGAGGUGCCUCCAGCCGAGCAGCUUGUCUUGCAGGCCCUCCUCGCACAUCACCGUCUUGAUGAAGUCCUCGCCCCUCAUCACGUCGCCCAUGUCCAUGCCCAGCCCCCACAGUACCGCGGCCUCGUCGAUGUAGAUGCCCUGCUUGCCCUCCGCGUCUCGCACCAUCACCCCCUUGAGCUUGAGGGUCUCCUCCAGCUCGUUGGCGGUUCUGAUGGUAGCGAGGUAGCGUGAGUGCCACUCUCCGGCGGCGGAGCCGAGAUGCGGUUGACGUCCUGGUGGCAGGAGCUCCCGCAUCCGGUCGAGGAAGGAGUUGGCCUUCGCGCGGUUCAUGCAGAGCGCCGUGUCGUUCCAGAGGUUGCCGCUGGUGUCCUCCUCGAAGCUGUGCUUGUACACCAGCUGCAGCUCGGGUGCGAUGGCGCCGCAGGUGCCGACAGGCCAUUGGUGGUGGUGCCGCUUGCCGCCUUCGUCGAGAGGGACGAAGGCCACCUUGGCCUUGUUGGCGAAUGUCGGAGGGGGCGGGGGGAACGAGGGAGGGUGCCAGCCGAGGGAUACCGAGUUGGCGAGGUCGAUGAGCUUGGCACCCUCCGAUGGGAGAGGGCCUGUCGAUGUGGGGGUGGUGGCCGGGCGCUGGAGGCUGUGGGGCAGGUUGAGGUUGUCGAGCAGCUCUUUGCGGAUGAACACAUCCUUCUUGAUGUUGUCCAGCCCGACGAUGCCGUGCCGCACAGCCGCUCUGUGGGCGCGGAUGGUGAGGAGGAGGGCGAGCACGAGGCGGGAGAGGUCUUGCCGAAGUGUCGUGGCAUCGCGAUGGACCAGUGCCUUGAAGCUGUGGCUGCGCAGCAGGCGAUUGAGGUUGACCCACUUGUCGCCUGAACACACAAACAGGAUAGAGGAAAGAAACCAAUGAGCUGCGUGUGUGAGUGCUGCCCACGUGUGAAAACAUUACACGUACCUGACAGCAGCUCCAUCGCGAUGGCCAGACACUUCUCCUCCCUAAUCCUCCCUUGCUCAUCUCGUGUGAUGAGCGUGGCCGGCGGGUCCUUGGUGGUGUGUCUGUAGCUGGUGUAGAUGGCCACGAAUGGGCUGUGCUGUGACGAGAGGUGGCCGGCUCCUCUGACAGCCCUCAGCCGUCGCUCCUCCAUCUGGGCUGAUGUGAGCUGCUGCUGCGCCCAGGCGGUGGAGUGGUCAUCCGGCAGCUUGAGCAGCUUGAUGGCUGCGGGGAUGGUGGUGCCGGUGGGGCCGGGGAUGAAGGCUACAUACACAUUGGCACUCGAGCCGAUGUCGAGGAGCUUGGUCAGCUCCAAGUCUGGGGUGUCGCCGGGCAGCUGAAGGAUGGGCAGGGGGGCUGUCAUCGUUGAGUGGAUGGGGCUGAAGAUCUCAGUCGUCGGUCGAGUAGAGGCGCUCGGACGACUCACAGAUGAGCUCUUCUCGUCGAAAAGAGCCGAGACAAGAGCCCGAGCGAUCCGGUGGGGGCGAAGCGCGCAGCAGACGACAAGGCAAGAGCGAGUUGAAUGGUGUUGGAAGGCUGAGAGAGAUGAUUGGAUGUGGUUCGGGUCGCCAACAGAUGGCAAGGAUGGAUGCGCAAGACCUUGGCCAAGAACGUCCGAUGAGCGGUUGAUUUGCCUGACGGACAGAAACAAACAGCAUUGAGCCAAGGACGCUCGUGGCGUGGGUGUUUGCUGCUUUCCCGGCAGAUGGAGGGCUCCGUGGCAAUGAAUGAGUCGAUGACGACCAGACGAUGGGCUCAGAGCAGCCACUGAACCAGCCAAACCUCAGAAAGGGCUGCCAGGCAUCGAGCAGUGGUGCUGGAAGUCACCGCGGAACAGCCACUAUCAUCACUGCAAAAGGGAGUCAGUCAUCAGUCACUCACGCGCACGAAACCAUCAUUCACAGCAUUGCGAUGGUGUCUGUUCGUCUGUCCAUGGUAAGCAUCUUCACUACAAAGCAACGAAGGUGUCACUUGCACCGCCCUGUCCGUCUGUGUCAGGCCAUCGAAGCGACGAGCACAAGCAAACCAUCGCUGAGUCAAGCACAAUGAGGUACGGCACAUGGGAGGUGUGGCUGUUGCUUCACCAGUCGUCAGAGAGGCCGCCCGACAAGCACAAGCGACGGAGCUGCGUGAAAAAACCAAAGCAAAACGAUGGUGAUUCUUGUCUGACAGUGGUGAUGGUGUGUUGCAUGAUGUGUACAGACCGAGAGGAGGGCAAAAACG
This is a messenger RNA of Vitrella brassicaformis, 2848 nucleotides long. NCBI's taxonomy places the organism in Eukaryota, Vitrellaceae. The record is from the annotation of a GenBank genome assembly.